AUGGUGGAUCUUCUUGCUGUUGUGGAUGUGGAUGUUUCUGCUGAUGCGGAUGUUGUUGUGGAUGUUUCUGCUGUUGCGGAUGUUGUUGUGCAUGUUUUUGCUGUUGCGGAUGUUGUUGUGCAUGUUUCUGCUGAUGCAGAUGUUGUUGCAAAUGUGGAUGUUUCUGCUGUUGCGGAUGUUUCUGCUGUUGCGGAUAUUUCUGCUGUUGCGAAUGUGAAAGUGAUGGUAUCUGUGAAAGGAUGUGAAGGUACUGGUGCUACGAUCAUUGACUUCCUUUCUUUUAAAUUUUAUUUGAUCUUUGCACUGUAA
Paramuricea clavata is the source of this 309-nucleotide messenger RNA. The record is from the annotation of a GenBank genome assembly. NCBI's taxonomy places the organism in Eukaryota, Metazoa, Cnidaria, Anthozoa, Malacalcyonacea, Plexauridae.